Messenger RNA from Metarhizium acridum CQMa 102, 1218 nucleotides. The record is from RefSeq and is a predicted model, not a curated record. NCBI's taxonomy places the organism in Eukaryota, Fungi, Ascomycota, Sordariomycetes, Hypocreales, Clavicipitaceae.
AUGGCCAAGCCCACAGUCGUGGAUUGCACCAACUCCCCCUUAUUUGGACUAUGGAAACCACAAGCGCACCUGAAGCACUUAUUCUACGGUCCCUCCUGUGUUCGUAAGUACCUUACUACUGUUCUGCCGUCCGAUGUAUCCAGGGUAUUCGUUGUCACGGGUGCGACACUAGCAACAAAAACGCCACUCGUACAAGAAGUUGAGAUGCUCCUCGGAGCCCAUCAUGCGGGGACGUUCGCUGGUGUUAGGCAGCACGGCCCCGUUGCUGAUGUAGAAGAGGCACUUGCUAUUGUCCUCAAAGACGCUUCAGUCGAUACAAUCCUUUCUCUUGGGGGCGGGUCACCCAUUGAUGUAGCGAAAACCAUCUCACACCGCAUCCAUGGGCAACGCGGCCAAUUUCUCACUCACAUUUCCAUUCCCACAACUCUCAGCGCCGCCGAGUGCACGGCAGGUGGCGGGUAUACAGGCCCCGAUGGCACCAAGAUCGGUUUCAUGGCACCGGGAAUGGGUGUGGCGGCAAUCUUCUACGAUCCUCUGUUCUCGCAGUAUACGCCAAAAAGGCUGUUGCUCACCACGGGGAUUCGUGCCGUGGACCACGCCGUAGAGACAGCCUACCACCCAACGUCGUCCGAGAUGCCGUGGAAAGCCCUUGCAUGUUGGGCUUUGGAAGUUCUGUUUGACGAGCUUCCCACGGUUGCAACACUGCUUCAGGAUAGCAACAGCAAUCAGAGCGAAAUCGGGAUCGAACAGCCCGCCAAGAGCUGCCUCUACAACUCGCUUACCCGACUGUUUCUGGCUGCAUAUGCCACCUCUGGCCUCAGAGGCGCAAAUUUUACGGGAAACAUGGGUCUCUCGCACACCUUGGGCCAUGCGUUGGGUAGUCCAUAUGGAAUUUCGCACGGCGAAACUAGCUGCCUCACACUCGCUGCAGUAAUCAGACUCAAGGCGAGGCUGGACAUUGAGGACGCACGGUGUAUCAGCCGCCUUCUCUUACCAACCACCAGAAAGCCUGGAACUGGGGAUGUCAUGCAGGACGCCAUGAGCUUUGCGGAUCACAUAACGGAACUUGUGGGAAGGCUGGACCUUCAGCCCCUGCCUUUAAGCAGAUGGGGUGUUGGCCACGACCAGGUUCCUGUGAUUGUUCAGCGAGCAAUGCGGGGAUCUGACGACGAAAAACUGCGUGUUGCCUUGACGGCACUGGUGGAGCAGUUGUUGUAA